CUCACUCUCACACAACGCUGCGAGCAGGAGAGGAAACGGCCGGAGCUUUACUGUUCGGGGCUACUACUUUGUUCUGCUUCAGGUCAGAAGCAGGAUAACAUCUCCACUACCAGGGACUGUUUGCCUAAGACAUCUCAUCUUGUGUCUGUUGAAUUUGGGAAAGAACAGUUCAUUGCUUUGGGGUUUAUAACUGUUCCCACUUGGUACUCAAGACGUGAAGUAUCUUAGUUCUGUCCAGUCAGUAACGGUGCUUUCCAAUGCACAGUGGCUGUGCAGCCAUGUACAAGAGCAGCUACUCCCAGCCAGCAUUGGGCCUGGCAGCCAAGAGGACCAUUAAGAAGCCUCAAGGGAAGAGCUGUGGUUACUACAUGAGGCUUGUCUUCCUCUUCUCUUCCCUGAUCCAGUCGCUCAUCAUUGUGAGUCUGGUUCUCUUUCUGGUCUACGGGAGGUCUUCAGAUGCAGCCACGGAGGGCCAGAUGGCGAAAAUGGAGAAGAGCUUCACCCGCGUCUCCAUGGACAACCUUAUCCUCCAGCAGCAGAAGAAGAACCUGACCCAGGUCCUGAACGCCACGCAGACCGAGAAGAAAGGUCUGGUCAAGGACCUGGCCAAAAUAAAUGAGCUUCUAAACAACUCUUCGAUGAUCAUAAACAGCUUGAAUAGACAACAGAGUCAGUUUGAUGGCGAAAAGAGAAACCUUGAAUAUGAAAUUAGGAAACUACAGACCCAAACAUCAAUAUAUGCUCUUCCAUGCCAAGACUUAAGAAUGACCUCUCAGAAGGAGUUGAACCUACUGAAGAACAACUUCACUCACACAGUCGAGCACCUGAAAGCAGAGUUGGCAAAUACAGCCAAGGACAGGGACACUCUCACCUUGGAGACAAUAGCCCUCCGCAGGGACAAGAAGUCCUUGGAGGCAGAACUGGAAAACUACAAGAAGAAAUGCAAGCAGGACUUUGUCCAAUCCCUGGACGGGAUCUCUAACGUCAGCCGAACCUUCCUCCAGAAGAUUAACAACCUUGUGCCCAAUAUCUGCCCUUUCAUGAUCACCUGUAAAACGCAGAGCGACCAAUUGAACCUCAUUCUCAACAACUGUACAAGCCUGUCCCGCGAGGUAGAGACCAAGUUUCAGCACUACCUGGACAACGUGGGCACCCGGGUGUCUGAGAUCCAGAGCAUCAGUGCCCGGCUGGAAGCACAGAAAGCCCAGCUGGCUGAGGACAACAGCUGGUGCAGCCAGAACCGCAGUGCCAUGGCUCGUGAGCACAGCAUGACGCUGCAGAAGAACCAGGAGAAGUAUGACACGGAGAAAGAGAGGCUGAUACUGGACUUAAAAAAGUUGCAGGGGGACACCGCGCUUAAGGACGUCCGCAUCAACAUCCUGACAGAACAAACCAGGAACUACAACGCCACUCUAGCCAACUGUGUUCCCAGGACUAGCGUGGGUAAUCCAUUGACCAAUCCGGGACCAGGUGGAGUAGGGACAGGUAGAAUAGGGCCAGGUGGGGUAGUAACAGGUGGGACAGGAGGAUUGCCUGCACUGGGUAACACAGGGAUGGGUGGAGCAAGGCAGAGUACACCCGGGCAAGGGACCAAGUUUGGGAGCAUACCUGCAGUGUCAAACAGCUACACCAGGAUGGGCAACACCGGAAUGGGCGGCGCCGGGUCAAUUUCAGCAGGAUCCAGUGGGACCGGAGUUGGCAACACCAUGUUGGACAAGCUGUGGCCAGGUGCGACGCACGGGGUUAAUAGAUCGCCAAGUGGGACAGGACUGGGCUGGCCCGGGUCAAGUGUUGCAAUGUCAGGCGGAGCGAGGACGACCGGAGUAGGCAUGGGCAACCCAAACAGUUACAGUUCAGCAACUAUCAAUCAACACUUACGAGAGCUGCAGAAGUAUUUAAACCCUAACUCUGGCAAAGAAGUAUCUGGCUAAUCCAUGAAAUCCACAGUGGGUUGAGAAACAAGACCCUCUGCUCAGUCUAAGGACCCAGUAUCGUCAUGUUGAGUUUUGGUAUGACAAUUAAACGACAUUUCUUAACAGCAGCUAUAUUGUAAUAUAUUAUAAACAAAGAUUUGCUGUACUUUGUAUUCCAUUAUUCGACAUAAAAUAAUAUUAUUUGAAUCUGGAAAAGGCUAAUAAAAGUAAUAGAUAAGCUUUUUCAAUGUGCUGUAUAUACUUGUAUAAAACAUUCUUACAGUCCUUAUGUUAUUCUUAUGUUACUCUAUGGCAUUGUUACUGUAACCAUGGUUCUAUGAAGGAGCUCUAUGUUUAUAGAACUAAUUUAAAUGUCACCACUUCCAUUUAAGAAAAGAAAUAAACAUACUUCACCCAAAAGGAUA
Esox lucius (northern pike) is the source of this 2338-nucleotide messenger RNA. RefSeq names its product plasmalemma vesicle associated protein a (gene plvapa). Gene Ontology annotation, biological process: positive regulation of cellular extravasation; regulation of vascular permeability. Gene Ontology annotation, cellular component: caveola. Lineage: Eukaryota; Metazoa; Chordata; Actinopteri; Esociformes; Esocidae. The coding region runs from base 258 to 1931 and encodes 557 amino acids. The record is from RefSeq and is a predicted model, not a curated record. The transcript has 6 exons.